AUCACUACAGCUGUCGCUAUUGUCUAUGUCAUUCUCUUUGGUCGUCUCAUUGUACUUACCUUGUGUUGUUUAUAUUAAUAAAAGAUAUUAAUUACAUUGAAGUCGUCGUAUGAUUUUAUAACCAAAAGGACCGGCUAACACGCUACAAUACAUGGUGUCAGAAGUGUAAGUGAACUGGAUUCACAUCGUCGUGAAAUAAGUAAUGUCAACACGUCGCCGCCUCGCCGCUAACAAACAUGUCGGAAGAUCAAAAACCCAAGAAAUUAUCGGGAAUGUCAUGUCCGCAGCCCAUGUUGAUGACUGGUAAUUUAGCACAACAAUGGAAGAAAUGGGUGCAAUCCUUCAAAUUUUACAUGCGCGCGUCCGGCAUGGAUGAAGAAAGCGAUGGCAGAAAGGUAGCUUUAUUUUUACAUGUCAUUGGGGAAAAAGGUGUGGAUGUAUUUAACACGUUCGGAAAAGACGAAGACAAAGUUAAAUACGACGAGCUCAUCGAGUUGUUUCAAAAUCAUUUUGCCCCAAAAGCUAACCUAACUUAUGAAUGUCACAAUUUUUUCACAUAUAAACAAAGUGAAAACGAGUCGCUGGAUGAUUUUGCAUGUGCACUAAAACUAAGGUCUCAAAACUGCGAGCUAGGAAAACUGCAGGAACGUCUUGUCAAAAUAAUGUUCAUAUGCAACAUGCAUCAAAAGUACAACUAUAUCCGAGAAAGACUUUUGCUUGAAGACAAGCUAGAUCUUGACAAGGCCUUAGAAGUGGCAAAAGCCAUGCUAGCUUCAAGACAUCAGACAGAUGCAUUGACAGCAGAACAAAGUUCAGUCAUGUAUAAUAAAACUCAGUCAAGGUCUAAGUCAAAUACAAGAAAUAAAAGUCAACAACAACAGUCAAAAAAGGAAGUCUGUACAAAAUGUAAUCAAGUCCAUCGUCACAAGUGUCCAGCAUUGUCUCAAGUCUGCAGAAAUUGCAAUAAAGUCGGUCAUUUUGCAGUAUGUUGUCGGUCCAAGUCGAAGUCAGUCAAGUAUGUCGAGUCAGAUAACAACACCCAUCAGGUACAGUCAGAAAAACAAGAUUUAUUCAUUGGUCAUAUACAGUCGUCAUCGUCAAGUGAGUGGACAAUAAAUAUAAACAUAAAUAAGUCACAAGUGAAUUGUAUUAUUGAUACAGGCAGUGAUGUCAACAUAAUGUCAAAAAACGUCUAUGAUUCACUUAAUAUCAAAAAGGUAUUGUCUAAAACUGAUAUUAAAAUUAAGUCAUACACUGGUAAUAGUCUAGAAGUACUAGGUCAACAAAAUUUACAAUGUAAAUUACAAUUGAAUGGCACCUACAUGACAAAACAAAUUAAUUUUGUUAUUGCAAAUGUGAAUUCUCCAACUGUGUUAGGUAAAAUUACUUGCUCAGAAAUUGGAUUAAUAAAAAGAGUUUUUUGUGUCGAGUCUACAAAUAGUCACAUGUCAGAAAAUAAUGAUAGUCAAUUGUCAUUUGAAACAAAUCAAAACGAGUCAAAGUCAUGUCAUGUAAUUUGUCCUGAAGCCAUGAAAAGUCAGUCAGUACAGUCAAGUCAGUCACAGUCAAGUCAGUCACAGUCAAGUCAGUCACAGUCAAGUCAGUCACAAGAUAUAAAUUUGUCUAAACUAAUUGAAUAUAAUAAUUCUGUUUUUACCGGUCUUGGAUGUCUUCCUGGUGAGUGUGUCAUAAGUACAAAUCCUGAUGUCAAGCCAAAAGUCGAUGCACCAAGGAAGGUACCAUUCGCUCUACAUCAAAGGCUUCAAGAAGAAUUGGAGAAAAUGGAAAACAUGGAUGUCAUUGUCAAGGUCACAGAGCCAACUGAGUGGACAUGGUUCGCGCCAAGGUCGCUGGUGCAAAAUUCUACUCAACUUUAGAUGCCAGUAGUGGAUUUUGGAUGUGUAAAUUGAGUGAGAAGAGUUCUUACCUCACAACAUUUAAUACGCCAUUUGGUCGUUAUCGCUUCAAACGUCUUCCAUAUGGAGUCAACUGUGCCCCUGAGUACUUUCAUAGAAUAAUGACAGAAAUAUUUGGUGACAUACCAGGAGUGGCAGUAUACAGCGAUGAUAUUUUAGUCAGUGGACAAACACUACAAGAGCAUAAUGAACGCCUUAAUAUGGUAUUCAACAGAGCCAAGGAAUACAAUGUCAAAUUUAAUAAAGAAAAAUGUUCAUUUGCCAAGGAGAGUAUUAAAUACCUGGGUCAUAUAUUUUCAGCAGUCGGAAUCACAGUCGAUCCGGAUAAAGUCAGAGCAAUCCAAGAGAUGCCGUCUCCUACUUGUCUAAAAGAUUUACAACGAUUUCUAGGCAUGCUUAAUUACUUAAGUCCUUUUAUUAAAAAUAUGGCAUGUGAGACAGAAAUUCUACGUCAGUUACUAAAGAAGUCUACUGAUUGGCAGUGGAAUGCUAAUCAUGAAGCAACAUUUUGUCGUCUAAAACAAUUAAUAUGUCAGGUCCCAGUCUUGUCACAUUUUAAUGUCAAUGAUCCUAUUGUCAUACAAAGUGAUGCUAGUAGCUGUGCUGUCGGAGCAGUGUUGUUACAAAAUCAACAUCCUGUCUAUUAUGCGUCAAAAACCUUAACGGAGUCACAGCAAAGAAUGGCUCAAAUAGAGAAGGAACUAUAUGCAAUAGUCUUUGCCUGCGUCAAGUUCCACCAAUUUAUAUAUGGACAAACUGUAAUGGUCGAAACAGAUCAUGCUCCGUUAAUAACAUUAUUUAAAAAGCCUUUAGUCGAAGUCCCAACACGUCUACAGAGGAUGAUGUUGAAAAUACAGUCAUAUAGUCUAAAUGUAGUCUACAAGAAAGGCAGUCACAUGUAUAUUGCUGAUACAUUGUCUAGAGCACCACUGUCAGAAACAAGCACAGAAGAAUUAGAUGAUGAUGUGGUCGUGCACGUCAAUUUACUUAUUAAGUCAUUACCUGUCUCUCCAGAACGUCUACAAUGGCUAAUCAAAGGCACUAAUGAAGAUGAAAGUCUACAGAUUUUGAAAAAAUACUGUAAAGAAGGAUGGCCGUCGAGUAAAGCUCAAGUUCACAAAGAUGUACAGGAAUAUUGGCAAUAUAGAUUUGAUCUACAUACAGAAAAUGAUCUAAUCUUCAGAAGUAACAGUAUAGUCAUACCUAAAAAAUUAAGGCCAGAUAUCUUGAAAAUAAUACACAGUGGUCAUCUAGGAAUUGAAAGGUCUAAAGCGUUUGUCAGAGGUCAUGUAUUUUGGCCAUUCAUGUCAACAGAUAUAAAAAAUCUUGUCGAGUCAUGUCAUACUUGCUUGUCACAUAGAAGCUCAAAUGCUCCUGAACCGCUUCUUCCACAUGAUGUCUCAUUGCUUCCAUGGGAAAAAGUUGGUGUUGAUUUCAUGGAUUAUAAGUCUAAAAAAUUCAUAGUCGUCCAAGAUUAUUACUCGAAUUAUAUUGAAUUGAUGUCAGUGGCAAGUACUAACGCCAAAACAGUAAUUGUUUGUCUUAAAAGUAUCUUCAGUCGACAUGGGAUACCAGUAGAGUUAUUCUCAGACAAUGGUCCACCAUUUAACUCUGCAGAAUUUAAGAAUUUUAUUUUUGAAUGGGGAAUACACCAUAACACGUCAAGUCCAUACAUACCAAGGUCAAAUGGAUUGGUAGAGUCAGCAGUCAAGAUAUGUAAACGUUUUCUUACUAAGUCAGACGAAUCAGGAACAGACCCAUAUCUUGCUUUGCUUCAAUUCAGGAAUACACCUAGAGGAAAUCUACCAUCUCCAGCACAACUGUUAAUGUCACGUUCGCUGAGAACACAAUUGCCUACAGUCACAAAUAACUUAAAACCUAAAACAAUCAAAUUUCAAGAUUAUGUCAAGACAAAGGAAGAAAAUAAGAAGAAAAUGAAAGAUUAUUACGACAGAAAGACUAAAGUAUUGCCAGAACUAAAAGAAGGAGAUAAAGUCUAUUUUAAGAAAAUGCCAGAUUCGCUAUGGACUACAGGCAACGUCAAGUUUAAAUGCGAUCAGCCUAGGUCCUAUACAAUUGAAGGGUCUGAUGGAUUUAUAGGAAGAAGAAAUAGACAGCAUAUUUUGAAGCCACCACAGAUACCACAAAUGGAAUUUUCUGAAGGGUCACAAAAGAGUCCAAAUGUCAGAACGUCUCCUGUGUCACAUACAGUAGCUCCGUCUAUUGAAGAGCAUACUACCCCGGUUCAAAUGCGCACUCGGAGUGGAAGAGUCAUAAGACCACCAAGACAGUUAGAUUUAUAAAAAAUAUACAUAUAUAUAUUUGUUAUGACUGUGAAGGACUGUCUGUAAAUUUAGCUGUCUAGUAUUAGUAAUAGUAUAGACUAAGUUAAACAUAUUGUGUCUUAAUUGUAAUUACAAAUUGUCUGUCUUAGCUGGUCAAUAAGCUACUGUUAAACUAUAGUGUUAAGUCAAGUCAAGCUGUAAAAUUGUAAUCAUUUUACUUCUUUCUGAUAAGGGGGAUGUUGUAUACGUCACUAUUAGUCACGCACAUCACUACAGCUGUCGCUAUUGUCUAUGUCAUUCUCUUUGGUCGUCUCAUUGUACUUACCUUGUGUUGUUUAUAUUAAUAAAAGAUAUUAAUUACAUUGAA
Pectinophora gossypiella (pink bollworm) is the source of this 4568-nucleotide messenger RNA. RefSeq lists its product as uncharacterized. Gene Ontology annotation, molecular function: aspartic-type endopeptidase activity. Bases 237 to 1877 code for a protein of 546 amino acids. The transcript is spliced from 2 exons. Lineage: Eukaryota; Metazoa; Arthropoda; Insecta; Lepidoptera; Gelechiidae. Gene Ontology annotation, biological process: proteolysis. The record is from RefSeq and is a predicted model, not a curated record.